AUGGCGGGAGGCGCGCCUGGUCCGCUUGAUUACCCCAAUGGCAUCGAUGAGGCAGCGGCUUUGCGGCAUCUGGACGUGGAGGUGGCAUCGGAUCUGCGGCAUAUCUUCCAGGAGUGCGGGGUGCCACUGCCUUUGCAAUACCGCUUGAGCAUCAACUUUCGUACUGUGAGACGCUUUGCGAGUUAUGCUGAUUCAAGGGCUGAAGUUCGGGCUGCUCUUCGGACUGAUCACACUCUGGAUGCUACGGAUCAAGCUUCCCGGGCCGUGGUGGCCUCUGUGGUAGCUGCUUGGGAGGCUUCCAAAGAGUAUGCUGGCAAGGAGGCAUCGCUCAAAGCAGAAGCGCGGGUCUUAGGUGUGGUGCGGCCGGUGACACAGACAGAGAAGCAGGCUAUGCGGGCAGCUUUCGAGGCUGUUCAUGGAUCCAUUGAGGAGACCUACGAGCCUUCGGAGGAGUACUUGUCAGCCAAAAUCGAGGAGGUCGAAUCUGGUGAAGUGUCGGCUUCACCGCUUUCGGAGGUGAUCUCAAAGAAGCGGGCCAAGACUCAGGGCAUUCAAACCAGUGUGGACACGACUGGACAUGUUCGCAUCGUUCGUCAGAAAGCCAAAGGAAAUCUGCCUGCUCAUACGGAGGAGCUCCGCACUGUCCUACGCGUUGAGGCGAACAUGUGGACCUUUCUGGCUAGCAAGUAUCGGAACCAGGCCAUGUUCCGUGGCAUGACUCCAGCAGUGUGGCUCGACUAUGUCAACUACUUGUUGGGUGACAAAGUCUACUUGAUGCAAGUCCCGACUCCCGGGGGAAAGGGCAAGGGUGACCAACAACCACUUCGUCCUCCGUGGCAGGUGCUGCUCACAUAUGAGUAUGAGAUGCGACGCGAAGCUGUCAAGAAGGCCUUCCGUGAGUCGCGGGCACUGGUGGAUACAUUGGCAGAGGUUCAAGGAAAUGCUCAGUUGAAAGAGCAAUUCUUCGUGUCCCCCAUUGCGCUCCAGGGUCGCAGUGAGCCUGCUUGGAAACGUCCCUGGCAACCCGGUGGCGAAUCUGAAGCAGCCUGGGGAAAAUCCUGGGACAAGUGGCAGAAAGGAAAUCGCAAGGGCGACCGCAAGGGCAGCAAGAAGGGCAAGGAGGCAAAGUCAGGCAAGAAGGGCAAGGACCGCAAGGGUGGUGAUCUUGUGACUCGCACGCCCGACAAUCGGCUCAUCUGUUUUGCUUACAGUGGGGCCGGCUGCGACGGGAGCUGUGGCAUGGUACAUUGCUGUCAGGUCCGCGGCUGCGGCAAGCCACAUCCCACUUGGCAACAUUGGAUGGAGCAUCAUGGUGCUUCGCGGGCAACAGAUGGGGCUGGCGCGAAGAGCUGA
This is a messenger RNA of Symbiodinium natans, 1353 nucleotides long. The record is from the annotation of a GenBank genome assembly. Lineage: Eukaryota; Dinophyceae; Suessiales; Symbiodiniaceae.